Molecule: messenger RNA, 1539 nt
Organism: Zea mays
Lineage: Eukaryota; Viridiplantae; Streptophyta; Magnoliopsida; Poales; Poaceae
Exons: 7
Coding region: 143-1297 (384 amino acids)
Biological process (GO): regulation of gene expression
Cellular component (GO): chromatin; nucleoplasm
Molecular function (GO): RNA binding
Source: RefSeq, marked predicted
CUCUCAUCUCCGUCCUCCUGCAAUCUCACCCCUCCCUCUAAACCCGCAGGCCGCAGUAGCGCCGCUACGGUUUGCUCAGGAUUCGAACCCCACCUUCUGAUUGCUCCGAAUCCGAGGCGGCGGUUGCGCAGAAGUUUGCGGCAUGGCGGGGUACCCGGAGGACAACCAGCACGCGUUGAACGGGUACGACGAUGAGGAGGUCGACGAGGAGGGGCACCCCGGGCGGCGGGGAGGUCGGGAUGGGGCGUCUGGGUACGGCGAUGCUGGCGGAGAGGAUGUGAGGGGGGCGGGCGGCGACUCAUCGGGGAAGAUUUUUGUCGGAGGCGUUGCUUGGGAGACAACUGAAGAAUCAUUCUCCAAGCAUUUUGAGAAGUAUGGGGCAAUAACUGAUUCUGUAAUUAUGAAGGACAAGCAUACUAAGAUGCCUCGUGGAUUUGGAUUCGUUACAUUUUCUGAUCCAUCUGUUAUAGACAAGGUUUUGGAGGAUGAACACGUUAUAGAUGGCAGAACGGUGGAAGUCAAGAGGACAGUUCCGAGGGAAGAGAUGAAUACCAAAGAUGGCCCUAAGACAAGAAAGAUCUUCAUCGGUGGGCUACCUGCAUCUCUUACUGAAGAUGAGUUGAAGGAUCACUUUUCAUUGUAUGGUAAGGUGCUUGAACAUCAGAUAAUGCUUGAUCAUAGCACUGGGCGUUCUAGAGGGUUUGGUUUUGUCACUUUUGAAAGUGAAGAUUCUGUUGAAAGAGUCAUAUCAGAGGGGAGAAUGCGUGAUCUUGGUGGGAAGCAGGUUGAAAUAAAGAAGGCUGAACCAAAGAAACAUGGAUCUGAUAACAUCGGUAAUGGGAGAUCAAGCCAAGGGGGUGGAGGUUACCGCAGUACUUACCGUGGUGGUGGUGGAGCUGGUAGUGGCAGCAGCGGCAGCGGUGGGGGUGGUUAUGGGUUUGGUGAUGCUUAUCGAUCUGCUGCAGCGAGUUAUGGAUAUGAUGGUGGCGCAGGAGCAGGAUAUGGCUAUGGUAGAGGGUAUGGCUAUGGAGGCAAUGCUGGCUUUGCGUCUGGUUUUGGUGGUGGGUAUGGUGGAUCCAUGUAUGGAGGCGCAUAUGGUGCAUAUGGGGCAUACGGUGGUGGUGCUUAUGGAGGUGGUGCCUAUGGAGGUGGUGCAUAUGGAGGCAGCGCCUAUGGUGGCGCCCCAGGUGGUGGUUAUGGCACUGGUGGAUACGGCAGUUAUGGUGGAGCAGGUGGUACUGGUGGUGGGAGUACAGGUGCUCGGGGUUCAAGUAGGUACCAUCCAUAUGGAAAAUAAGCUACAAGUUCAAUCAAGUUUUCUCGGUGUCGGGAGUUUCUCUGGUCCUCCUAGUUCAGUUUUCAUGCCAUGUCCACCUAAACAGGGGCAUUGGAGCAUAGUUGGGUUGAACACGUCACCACCGGAACAAUUGUGUAACUGCAGCUGUUGAGCCUGCCCGCCUGCCUUCGCUUGCUGUACAAGCUACACAUGAAACCUGUGUUGUAUUCUUUAGUUCGGUAUGCAGAGUUUAGAACCCUGAG